This is a messenger RNA of Symbiodinium sp. CCMP2456, 435 nucleotides long. The record is from the annotation of a GenBank genome assembly. Lineage: Eukaryota; Dinophyceae; Suessiales; Symbiodiniaceae.
AUGCCGGCGCUAUUGGAAAAGAUCGCGACGCUCGAACUUGAGAUUGCAAGGACCCAGAAGAACAAAGCUACAGCGAAACACUUGGGAGACCUGAAGGCCAAACUUUGCGCUGCCAGAAGGGAGCUUAUCAGUCCAGAGAAAGGAGGAGGUGGUGGCAAAGCCAAGGGCUUCGAGGUGCAGAGAUUCGGGGAUUCGCGCUGUGCACUCAUCGGGUUUCCUUCAGUCGGGAAAUCGUCCCUUCUGACCGCAUUGACUGGAGUGCAGUCCGAGGCAGCUGCCUACGAGUUCACCACCUUGACCUGCAUCCCAGGUGUCAUCAACUACAAUGAUUGCAAGAUUCAGCUUCUUGACCUGCCUGGCAUCAUCACAGGCGCUGCGCAGGGCAAAGGCCGGAAGCUUUCUGCAACUUCGCGCAGUUUCGCCCCUGAUAUUUGA